Messenger RNA from Helianthus annuus (common sunflower), 1098 nucleotides. RefSeq names its product short-chain dehydrogenase RED1. Lineage: Eukaryota; Viridiplantae; Streptophyta; Magnoliopsida; Asterales; Asteraceae. Gene Ontology annotation, molecular function: oxidoreductase activity. The record is from RefSeq and is a predicted model, not a curated record. Gene Ontology annotation, cellular component: endoplasmic reticulum. Bases 144 to 983 code for a protein of 279 amino acids. The transcript has 3 exons.
CCGCCUGUUAAACAAGAUAAGCCCUGUUUUGAAAGCCUUACAAGCAAGCAAUUAACCGCACGAUACUCUCUAGAUCCCCUGUACGGCAAACUCUCAGAAAAAAAGAAACCGUUUCUUCCAAUGUCAGUUAGUUACACAUUUCAAUGGAAACUUUUCACAAACAGGUGGUGCUCGUCACAGGGUGCUCUUCUGGCGGCAUCGGUAACGCUCUCUCCCGCGCUUUUGCGGCCAAAAACUGUCUCGUAGUCGCCACGGCUCGCUCAGUUUCAUCUAUGGCUGAAUUCAGCGAUAAUCCUGAUCUCUACUUUCUUCAGGAGCUUGAUGUGUUAUCGGAUCAGAGCGUUCGAGAGGUUGUCUCGAAUGUUAUCGAUAAGUUUGGACGGAUUGAUGUUGUUGUUAAUAAUGCUGGUGUUCAGUGUAUUGGUCCUCUUGCAGAAGUUCCGUUUUCUUCGAUUGAGAAUACUUUCAACACGAAUGUUUACGGUUCCAUGAGGCUGAUCCAAGCAGUUGUCCCUCACAUGGUAUCAAGAAAGAAAGGAAAGAUUGUGAACAUUGGAAGUGUGACUGCCCUGGCACCUGGACCAUGGUCAGGUGUCUACGCUGCAUCUAAAGCUGCUUUACACGCGCUAACUGACACACUAAGGGUGGAACUGAAGCCGUUUGGUAUCGAUGUAAUUAACAUUGUGCCUGGAUCCGUAAAAACGAACUUAGGAAAUACAGCUGUAGCCAGCUACAACAAGAUGCCAGAAUGGAAAAUGUACAAGAAAUACGAAGGCGCAAUCAAAGAGCGCGCGUAUUUUUCACAAGGUUCAAAAGCAAUUUCGCCAGACGAGUUUGCAAACAAGACAGUGGCUGCAAUCCUGAAAGAAGACCCCCCUUCUUGGUUCUCUUUGGGGCAGUUUUCCACUAUAGCGGCUAUUAUGUACCAUAUGCCUAUAUUUGUUAAGGAUUUCCUUUACAAAAUGGCCAUGAUGAAAUGUUAGUUUAUAUAUCUGUAACUUGUUCAACUACCACAUGCUUGUACGUUGUUGAAAAUAUUGGUUAUCGUCAUUUCAACCCGUUUAGAUACAAUGGUUGAUUUAGGUUAUGUUUUAUCUA